Pseudocercospora fijiensis CIRAD86 is the source of this 2793-nucleotide messenger RNA. RefSeq lists its product as uncharacterized. NCBI's taxonomy places the organism in Eukaryota, Fungi, Ascomycota, Dothideomycetes, Mycosphaerellales, Mycosphaerellaceae. Bases 1 to 2793 code for a protein of 930 amino acids. The record is from RefSeq and is a predicted model, not a curated record. The transcript has 7 exons.
AUGGUCCUUAACAAGAGAAAGCCCGUCCAUCUCAUCCCCAGCGCCACCAAUAUACCAGAUAAUGCCGAAGUCUAUGUUAUGAAAGGGACCAACGAGGUCUUUACCGACUAUGAAAAGUACUUGAAGCGGUAUAAAAAGUUCACAGAUGCCGUCAAUGGCAAGUCGGGCCUCACAUUCUGGGACGCGCUGGAGUCUGAGACUAAGAGCUCCGCCUCGAUCGAAAAUGUCUUCCCGGAAGUCCUUCGCGAUCCGAUACUGCGCAAGGUGCAGUUCUCGACGAUCUCGCUCAACACAAUCUACGAUGAGUUCAAGAGCGAUUACUUUCCCGGCGAAGAUGUCAUGUGUACUCUGGACAACGGCGAGCAGUUUGAGGGCGCCAUUCGCGAAAAAGCAAAGUUCCCAAUGAUCCGAGGCGCGGAUGGCUCCGUGCAGCGAGAACCAUUUUCGCGAUACUUCAUAAAAACACCCAAUCCCUACGAAGAAGCACUUCUAGACGACAAGCAUAUUCGGAGAGAUCGUAAGAUCUUCACCAAGCAGAAUCUUCGCGCUUUUCUCAAGAAUUCAUUGCAGCGAGAAGCUUGGACCGGCGCACCAUGGCUCGUUAAGGAACAUCUUGCAAUACAAUACCGGCUACCAAUGGAAAUCCCGCAGCACCUCUUCCAGGACGCGAAGCUAUUACAGGCAAAGCCACAACAGCAACAACAGCAGCAGCGAGGUGGUGCGCCUCAUCAACCUCCUCUGAACUAUCACCAGCAGCAGCAAAUGGCGAACAGGAUGGAACCUCGGCCUCCACCUCCACCAGUGAUCAAGUAUCCGAUCGAGGACUUGGAUUUGCCACCGAAACGCAACGGAACCACUCGUCCGGAGUUGAAGUUCUUCACCGAUGAGAUGACAGAAUAUGUUCGCGGCGGGCGAAACAUUUACCUAGACGACAUCGAGAUGGAGUCUAUGGGAAUGCUUUUGGAAGUCUGGAACACAUUGAACGUGCAAUGUGAGGUAUACGUGCUGGACAGCUUCACUUUUGACGACUUCGUGGAUGCAAUGCGGUAUUCCGAGCUCGACGCACCUUGCGAGCUGUUUGAAGAGAUUCACUGUUCCGUCUUGAAGCUGUUCAUGGACGAAAAGGGUAGCAAGGUACUAGUGAAAGACAUGCCAAAGAAGAAGAUCGAAGAGCCACCCAUGGACGACUCGGAGAUGCAGGAUGAAAGCGAGGUAUCCACACCAGUCGCAGAUGUUCCAGCUCGUUCGACGCGAAGCAGAUUGAGCCACAUCGAGAACGCAGCAGACAUGCCUGGAAGCCCGAAAGCUGAGAACGCGAAUCGCGCGGCAGAGAUGCUCGCCGAGCGCGAUUGGGAGGAUCGUGUGGCGGCGAGAGACUUCGAAAAUGGUGGCUGGCAGGUGAUCGUGGUAGGCAUCUUGCAUCAGCUGUCUUCGAGCCCCGGUUUCAAAGCCAAGUGCGAGAAGAUCCUCGCGCACCUCGCCCCUACGGACGCCGAACCAACCCAAGAGACCGCACGAGUCCAAUACGCUUCGAUGGACAUCAACUUGCGCAUAGCAGCGCUUCAGAUGUUGACUAUCAUGACUGUGCGCACCGACAGGAUCAAGGAGUUCCUCGAGACUUGCAGUGAGGACAUGACCGAGGUAAGGAAGCGCAAGAUUGAGUACCAGCGAGAGAAGAAGACUGCCAUGGAGGAGCUUGCGGUCAAGGAUCGCGAAUACAAGAUCCUUCUACCAGACAACAUGCCGCCUUCACCUACGAUCGAACCGGUCCAAGUGGACGCGGACGCCACCGAAGAUUCCAUCGAACUCAAUGGCACGAGUAAUAGUUCACCGGACACAGAUGACGAUGCGCCAAUCGGCGGUAGGUUCCUACGACGUGGAAACGACCGCAAGCGCAAGCGUGAAGAGGAACAAGCGCGGCGCGACAAGGAGAGGGCGGAGAAGGCCGAAGCAGCGAAGAAGCAGACCAAAGAAUCCAAAGCCUUCAACAAACUGAAGAAGGAAAUUCAAGAAUUGAAAGAUCGCAUCAACUCGUACGAAGAGAAGAUUGCAGACUGCGAUAGCGACCUGCGCGAGGCUAACGUCCAGCGUACCAAGGUUCUUGGCAAGGACAGAUUCUGCAAUCGCUACUACUGGUUCGAGCGCAAUGGACAGCCAUUUGGUGGCCUGCCAAACUCAAGUACAGCGUCAUAUGGAUACGCCAAUGGCCGUAUCUGGGUUCAAGGUCCUGAUGACAUGGAGCGCGAAGGUUUCAUCGAUCGCACCAAAGAGGAGCAAGCCGAGUAUCAAGCACGAUUCCAGAUGACCGUCCCACAGCGGCGAAGUCAGGAAGAAGGUGCCACCAUCCUCAACAACGCGAACGAAUGGGGCUUCUACGACGAUCCCGAUCGUCUCGACAACCUCAUCGGCUGGCUCGAUGACCGCGGCGAGCGCGAAAAGAAGCUACGCAAGGAACUCCUCGAGUGGCGCGACAAGAUCGCACAGUACAUGGAAGCCCACAAACGUUUCAUGGACGAAGAAGCGGCCAAAAAAAUCGACGUCGAAGAAGAAGCUCCGGCUCGAAUCUCGACUCGUAAGAGAGAAGCCGAAGAGCAUGCCGACUCACAACCCAGAUGUCUCAAGUGGGCAAACACCAUGGCCCUCAACGAACUGGGACACAUUCACAGCCGUGCACCGCCUAAGAAGAAAGAGAAAAAGGCCCCUGCGGCCAGAGAGCUGAAGGGUCUGGCUGUGCCUUUGAAUCGGAAUGGUAAGCCUUCUACUAGGCAGGGUGAGAGGUAUAGUUUCAAGUGA